ACACACACACACACACACACACACACAGUGUGUUCACGUCAGACCCGAUUGGAACGGCAUGUUUAGACGCGACCAUAAACCCUUCGUCCACAUUCGAGCAACGUUUGAUAAAAGAUGCACCCUGACAUCACCGCUUACAAAACCUCCAGCGUCCAUGAAGUGUCUCCGGGGCCAAUCAAAAAAUCCGUCCCCGCUCACGAGGGCCCUUUAGGCGGCCUUAGCAACAAGUUGCCAAGUGACCUCAUCUCAGUGCUAUCUGUCUCAGUCCAGCCUUGAACCUCCUGUCUGACACACACACACACACACACACACACACACAUAAAUCCGGGCUGCUUUGUUUUAUCCUAUCCAAUCGUUCAGAGAUUGGUUGUAACACACUAUCUGAUGUUGCGGUGUAUAAGGGGCACUCUGGGGUUGUGUAACGUCAGGCGUUGCACAAUCAGGAAUGACAUCAAUCCCAGAACCACGCUGUGCUGUUGCAUGCGAGAAUCCCAAGAUAAUAAGACGAAACGGAGAGAUUGCGAACGGCGAGGGGUGUGUGUGUGUGUGUGUUGAGGGUGGGGGGUGAGAGAUCAUCUGGAGAACCAAAAGAGAGCCAUCUGGCGUAGCGUUGGUGUAGAACGAUUCGAUAGUAAAGCAGGAGAUCGCACGCCACCCGAAUCGAGGACAUGAAGGAAACGCCGCGUACGCCCUCUGACCUCGUUUUCCUUAUAUGGAAUAAACGUGUUUUGACAACAUCGUGUACAAGCGAUGAUAUUUUUUUCUCCAAAACAUCUUGUUUUUCUAAAAACAAGUCACUUAGUGUUGAUGUAACACAGCUGGUCAGCUCCAGUGCUCCGAUUGGUCCCCCGUAUUUUUUUCAAUAACGCUACACACGUUUUAGAAUGUGACUACGGAUCACGCGUGGAAAGUUCGCAUGUCGGGUACUGGAUUGUGAUUGGCCGGAUGUGCAGGUGGGAGUUGAGGUUAGAGAUCUAGAACAGGACACUCAAGAUCUUCCACUACAAACCCAUAUGUAAUUUAUGGAUCUGGCUUUGUGGACAGGGGCAUCGGAUGUUCAUGCUGGAACAAGUUUGGACGUUUGGUCUGGACUUUAAAGGUCCAGAAUAUGAAUUGUUGAAUUACACGUUAAGCGUUUUUAUCUCCCAUUGACCAUUAAGGAAAAAGCUUAACGAUAACAGAGGAUCCAUGUGACAGUGACAGAAGGGGACAUGUCCACAUGUGGAGGGCAGAGAAACCCGAGACGGAGCCCUUAGAGCCAAUUCCAGCGUCCGCCGGCCCGAAUUUAGCCCUCGUUUAUAGACUACAGCUCCGGGAUCACGUGGGUUCUGCCUCCCUGUGUGACUGAGUGGGCGUUUGGAUUGAGAAAUUCUAGAGCCGGAGCAGCUCGAGUUUCUCCAUCAAACCUGAAAAUAGGUCGCCGUGUGCUGCCGAGAUGCGAUCCGGGAUUAAACGUGUGCACAAGCGAGGUUUUGCGUGUCGCUAAACACGUCUGGAACUGCAGAAUCAGGAAGUGGUGGUCUAUGACCAGAGCUCGACUGACCCCUCGUCCCUUUCAUCAGAGGCCUUCCUCAGCGUCCUAUUGGCCAAACUCGAGAGGAGUUUUCCCUCCGUCCAUCUGCUCUCAGGUGGCUUUGUGGAGUUCUCUAAUCUUUUCCCAGGCCUGUGCGAGGGAAAGUGUAUGCUGGUGCCUUCUUGUAUCUCACAGCCGUGUCUUCCCCUGAACAGCAGCGGCCCUACACGAAUCCUGCCUCAUCUCUAUCUGGGUUGCCAGAGAGACGUGCUUAACAGGGAUCUGAUGCAGCAGAACGACAUUGCGUACGUCCUGAACGCCAGCAACACGUGUCCCAAACCGGACUUCAUUCCCGAGUCGCACUUCCUGCGCGUACCAGUCAACGACAGCUUUUGUGAGAAGAUCCUUCCAUGGCUGGACAAAUCCGUCGAGUUCAUAGAAAAGGCGAAAGCUUGUAAUGCCAGAGUUCUUGUCCAUUGCCUGGCAGGAAUUUCCAGAUCAGCCACCAUCGCUAUUGCUUAUAUCAUGAAGAGGAUGGACAUGUCCUUAGAUGAGGCAUACAGGUUUGUGAAGGAGAAGAGGCCGACCAUCUCACCCAACUUUAACUUCCUGGGCCAGUUACUGGAUUUUGAGAAGAAAAUCAAGAGCUCCAGUGAAGUAGCACCUAAAGGGAAACCAGUGCAGACAGACUUGUUUGACAAGCCAUGCCCUGGACAAGAAAACGAGUGUUGCGCCCCAUGCUCAUCCAGUGGAAUGGGGGUGGAGAGAUCUAACCUGGCGCCACUAGAGCCUCUGACACUGCCUUGUGUACUGGCCGGGGUUCCUGAGGAGCAGCUUCUGGCUCAGGCACUAUGCAGUCUGCAGCUGAGUGAAGAAAUGGAGGACAGCAUGCGCUUGAAGCGCUCCUUCUCGCUGGACAUCAAGUCGUAUGGAGAGCCGAGCAUUCCGGCUCCUUUGCGCACGUUUACCAACGGAGACGGUCCAGAUUACUACAAACCAUCCCCGUUUAAAGAUCCGACGGUUAAGGCUUGCCAGUUCUCCCCCGUGGAGGAGGUUUCAGAACAGUCUACUCCGGAACAGAGUCCGGACAAGGAGCAAGCCGAAGGUCACACAACCAGCAGCAACAAGUCCAUCAAAUCCAGUCACUCCAGCAACCCUAACCAAUCAAACAAGUCUGCAGCCUUGAAACCUCCUCCUCCUCCACCUGCCUGCCCGCAGCCCCUGCAGAGGAGCGGUAGCAUGGAGGAAACUGCAAGCGCUGCGAGCUUCCUGCUCGGUCUUUCACGCUCGCAACAACAGUUAGCCAAAACUGGGUUAGGCACCCUAAAAGGCUGGCACUCCGACAUCCUCCUGGCGCCCGUCAACGGUGGCUGGUACCUCUCGUCCGAGUCGGCACGCUUCUACUCCACCUCGGCCAUUUUUAGCAGCGGAGGAGGCGGAGGAGCCCCACAAAGUGGUUUCACGGCGACGUACACCUGCAGUCAGGGUUUGGAGGCAGUGAGGAGGCGCACCCGACAGAGGAGCAGUGAACGAGGAGACUCGCGCCGGAGCUGGCACGAAGAGAGCACCUUCGAGAAGCAACUGAAACGGCGAAGCUGCCAGAUGGAAUUUGGUGAAGGCAUGACCGAGAGCCGCUCCAGAGAGGACCUAGGCAAAGUGGCCAGCCAGUCAAGCUUCUCUGGGAGCAUGGAAGUCAUUGAGGUGUCCUGAAAGAACGGAAAUCGAAUGUCAGACUAAACUCGAUUUUUGCGAGAAAUACGUUUUUUUUUUUUUCCUCCCAAGUGCUUUCAUGAACAAGUGGUGCUUUCUAGGCUUUUUUUCCCCCACUGACCAAGAAUAUUUUUGUAUUCCUAUAGCUGAAUUUUGUGCAGGCUGUUAUAAUGUCCACUGAAUGCAGCUCCCUUUCACUGAUUUGUCCAAAUGUGGACACAUGAACACUGAGUUGUUUUUGUGUGUUUUGGUUUAUAUUUUAGUGUUGUUUUAGCUGAGCCUGUUUUUCCCUCUGUGUCCUGAUCCAGAAUGUGUGUUUCUGACUCCAAUAUUGAAUCAUGAGCCUGAAAUUGAA
This is a messenger RNA of Silurus meridionalis, 3578 nucleotides long. It is a transcript of the gene dusp16, whose product is annotated as dual specificity phosphatase 16. The transcript has 6 exons. Gene Ontology annotation, cellular component: cytoplasm; nucleus. The record is from RefSeq and is a predicted model, not a curated record. Gene Ontology annotation, molecular function: MAP kinase tyrosine/serine/threonine phosphatase activity; protein tyrosine/threonine phosphatase activity. NCBI's taxonomy places the organism in Eukaryota, Metazoa, Chordata, Actinopteri, Siluriformes, Siluridae. Gene Ontology annotation, biological process: protein dephosphorylation; negative regulation of MAPK cascade. Bases 1682 to 3223 code for a protein of 513 amino acids.